This is a messenger RNA of Microsporum canis CBS 113480, 1473 nucleotides long. RefSeq lists its product as uncharacterized. Lineage: Eukaryota; Fungi; Ascomycota; Eurotiomycetes; Onygenales; Arthrodermataceae. The record is from RefSeq and is a predicted model, not a curated record. The transcript is spliced from 2 exons. The coding region runs from base 1 to 1473 and encodes 490 amino acids.
AUGGCCCCCAAUCUAGAGACCAUCCCAGAAGAGAUCUUCCUGCGUAUAAUAGAAGAAGCUGCCAGUCCCUUAUACGCUGAUACGAGCUAUUAUCGUCAGCGAUGGCUUAAGCUCAAGCAGUAUUUGACCGUUUCCCGACGAUGGCAGCGUACGAUCGAGCGCUUUAGUUUCAACUGGCUCAGUGUUGAUAAUACUAAUAUCUCUACCUUCGCGGCUCUCUUCCGAGAAACGGAGGCACACCGCAAGGCUUAUGUUAAGCGGCUCGGUCUAGCGGUUGUACUACCAGAGUAUGAUGGGGAAGACUAUCAGCGUCAUAAAGAAGUUCAUAACGAACUGUUCUCAGAUUUUUUCCUCAAGCUAUUUCAGGUCCUCGAAACAUUUAAUGACGACGAAGACGUUAAGAGAAGUGUCAGAAGGGGAGAGGGGAUGGAGUUGACGAUGGAAGACAUAUACUCGCCGAGUGAUGAUUUCGAUGCGGACCAUCGCUACAAAAUUUACGGAACUCACAUCCAACUGCUAAAUUUCGAAAAGCUCCCUACCCUGUCGUGCGUUUCCAUGUUUUUCUCUGGCGUCAGUAGUUACUCACGUAAAAUUUAUCCUGUGUCGAGCAUCCUUAUUGCUGCCAAACUCAAAGGUGUGAAGACCGCCAUCAUUCAAUACGAAGACGAUCCGGCGUAUAUUAGCGAUGAAACCCGAGAAAUUAUGCGCCCUGCCUUUACUCGUGCCCUUUCUGAAUACACCCAUCCCUUGGAGACAUUGUGGAUUCGAAUGCAUCUUGCUUACCCAUCAGACGAAGCAAUUCCUCCGCCAAACUAUGUCCCAUCUUCUACGGGUGUAGACCCGACGAACCUUGCCCUGCAUGACUUAAUCCAGCGAACGAAACUCUCAUUCUUCACAAUUGACAGCUCUCAUAUUCUCUCGCCUGAGCUUUUCUGGCCUUACGGUGACUCAGAAACCGCCCCCACACCGUUUUGGCAAAACCUGAAGACUUUAUUUACCGGAGCAUCGUCAGCUACUCCCGAUGGAGACUGGUACUUCGUAGCUGAUACAAGUAUUGCCUCUUAUUCAGAAUUUAUUGGAGUUGGUAACGAUAGCGAAGACUCCAACGAGCCGCAUGACAAUAGAAUUCAGUACACUGUGAACAGAUUUCGAACUAUACCAAACUCUGAUAGAAUGAAUCCCCUUCUGUUAGCUAUGGCACGCGCUGUCCGUCAUGCACCUUCCCUUGAAAAGGUUGAUCUGUGCUUUAGCGUCGGCUCGACAUCCUCUAAAUACGUCAAGAUGGACAAGGUACGUCGGGUUUUUGACAUUUAUUAUCGCGCUCGUGGUACAGAUGGCCCAUGCCGUCAGGAUCCCAAAUCAAUGGAGAAGAACACCCUGAUAUGCGAAGUCAAAGACUGGCGCCCCAGUAAGGAAGUUGAGAACUAUUGGAAAGAUGUUUUAGGCCCGGAUGGAGUUAUAGUGUACCGAUGA